UUUUUUCUCAAGGAUAAAUCGUUUAGCUGAUCCAACUACUUAUGUUGGGGAUACUGCUCCAAUUUCUGGACCUAUUGACUUUCAAAAACGUUUACAAAAUUUAAAAAUUAAAAGAAAUGAAGAAAUUACCGAUGAAAAUAAAAUCGAAAAAAAUGAAGAAUUUAAAACGGAGAAAAAUGAAAUUUCUCCAAAAGAGCGUUUAAAGAGCCUUGCAGGCAAAAGAAAAAGAAUUUAUAAUGCAUAGAGCUGAACAGGAGUCGAUUAUUACUGACGGAGGAUUAGACCAUCAAAAUACAGAAUGGGAUACUUUAAGCAAUACAACAUUAAGUGCCGAUUGUUGUAGUCAAAUUGGGGGAAGAAUAGGGUUACAACAACAAUUGCAUGAUGGGGAUGUUAGUGAAGCUAGCUUUGUUUUGGUUAAAAGAAAAUUAAAAGUAAAAAAAAUUUCGAUUAUAAAUACGCAGAGAAAAUCAGUACCUUAUAAUGAGGUGUAUCUUAAAUGGAAGGUAUCGCUUGGACAACUCCCCCAUCCAAUGGGCAACCAAAUUUAA
Molecule: messenger RNA, 551 nt
Organism: Meloidogyne enterolobii
Lineage: Eukaryota; Metazoa; Nematoda; Chromadorea; Rhabditida; Meloidogynidae
Source: the annotation of a GenBank genome assembly